Molecule: messenger RNA, 1404 nt
Organism: Gastrolobium bilobum
Lineage: Eukaryota; Viridiplantae; Streptophyta; Magnoliopsida; Fabales; Fabaceae
Product: protein IQ-DOMAIN 22-like
Exons: 4
Coding region: 1-1404 (467 amino acids)
Molecular function (GO): protein binding
Source: RefSeq, a predicted model, not a curated record
AUGGGAAAGGCGUCAAAGUGGUUUCGAGGACUCCUUGGUAUGAGAAAAGCAGAGAGUAGCUCAGCUGGGAAGCCACCCAAAGAGAAACGACGAUGGACCUUCGGGAAAUCAUACAAAGAAAAAGACAACAACAACAUCAUCAUCAACAACAACAACAACCAUGAUGUUGUUGCUAACACUGUCCACCGCCACGUCACCUUAUCAGAACACGUGGACAACAAGCACGCCAUCGCGGUCGCUGCCGCCACUGCUGCGGUUGCGGAGGCGGCUGUGGCUGCUGCUCAAGCGGCUGCCGCCGUCGUCAGAUUAACAAGCAGCAGCGGCAGGUGCGCGGAGGCCGCCGGAGGCCUCAGGAUUCGCGAAGAAUGGGCAGCCGUUAAGAUCCAAGCCGCUUUUCGAGGCUGUUUGGCAAGGAGAGCACUACGAGCAUUAAAAGGGUUGGUGAAGCUACAAGCAUUGGUGAGAGGUCACAUUGCGAGGAAGCGUACAGCAGAGAUGCUGAAAAGAAUGCAAGCACUCUUACGAACACAGGCACGAGUCUGUGCAGGACGUACCUUGCAGAACUCAUAUUCAAGUGCAAAGUCAUCUACGUGCCACCUCCAUGGUCCAGCAACACCAGACAAAUUUGAAAGCCCUAUCAGAUCUAAGAGUUUGAAAUAUGAGCACUCACCUAUACUCAAGAGAAAUGGCUCCAAAUCCUGUCUCCUGAUAAAUGGCAAUCAAGAGAAACAUGGGAAUAGGCCAGCGAGUCAGGUAGAUGAACAAUCAUGGAAUCAAGGAAGAUCAUUGAUGAGAACCUGUAGCACGAAUGAUGAAAAAAGUGAUAGGAUUCUUGAAAUUGAUUCUGGAAAACCCCACUUCACAUCUAGACGUAGAAACCUCUUUCACUCCACCAGUCAUGCUUUAGGUUCUGAUCAUCUUAGUAAGAGUUUGACCACUUCAAAAGAGUCAACAUCUCUUCAAUCUGGUCAAAGUCCAUCUUGUGAAGUUCAGUCUUAUAGCCAAGUAAAAAUCAACGAGGUUGAGGAGAGUCCAUUCUGCACUGCAGAAAAUAGUCCCCAAUUUUUAUCUGCCACCUCUAAAGAUGAUGGCUACAAAAGAAGUCCUUUUACUCCUACCAGAAGUGAUGGCUCAAGAAACUACCUUCGUGGUUAUUCUGACUACCCAAGUUACAUGGCAUAUACUGAGUCUUCAAAAGCAAAGGUUAGAUCUCUGAGUGCCCCAAAACAAAGGCCUCUAUAUGAGAGGUCCACCUCAUCUAAUAGGUACUCACUCAAUGGAUUUGGUGAGUCAAGAUUGGCUACACAGAAGACAUCAGCAUUGCAUGCAAGCUUCACCAGCAAAGCCUAUCCAGGUUCUGGUCGUUUGGACAAGCUUGGUAUGCCUGUGGGGUAUAGAUACUGA